CAAAGCAUAUAGUAACAAAUUAAGUAGCAUUUGCUCCGAAACAUAGUCUUCAACUUGAAAAAAUAUAUCGGAUCGAUGGAUCGGGUAGCAAAAUUGGCGUCACAGAAGGCAGUGGUGAUCUUCAGCAAGAGUUCAUGUUGCAUGUGCCAUGCAAUCAAGAGAUUGUUCUACGAGCAAGGGGUGAGUCCAGCUAUAUACGAGCUUGACGAGGACGCCAGAGGCAAGGAAAUGGAAUGGGCUCUGAUGAGGCUCGGCUGCAACCCAUCGGUCCCAGCCGUGUUCAUCGGUGGUAGGUUCAUCGGGUCAGCUAACACUAUCAUGACCCUUCACCUCAAUGGUUCCUUGAAGAACUUGCUAAAAAAUGCCGGUGCUAUUUGGCUUUAAAUUUUAAAAGAGUUACAAUUUCCCCCACAGCAUGUAGCCCGGCUUUUAAUUUGUAUUGAAAAUAAAUCUAUAGAGCCUAAUGUAUCUUUAUAUAUAUAUAUAUAUAUGUACGUGUAUAUUUUAUGCUUUGAAAUUUGAACUUCAUUGGAGUUUACUCUUGAAAGUCAAAGCUUUUGACUUUUUUUACCCAAUAAUUCUUCAAGUUGUUAUAAUCCUUGUGACUGGUAUCAAAUCGAAAAUAGUUGGAUGAGAGGAUUUACGGUCAA
This is a messenger RNA of Gossypium raimondii (Peruvian cotton), 650 nucleotides long. RefSeq names its product monothiol glutaredoxin-S10. NCBI's taxonomy places the organism in Eukaryota, Viridiplantae, Streptophyta, Magnoliopsida, Malvales, Malvaceae. The record is from RefSeq and is a predicted model, not a curated record. The transcript has a single exon. Bases 76 to 384 code for a protein of 102 amino acids.